GGAAAAAGAAAAAAGAAAAAUAAAAGAAAAAAAAAAAGAGGAAACAGGAGAAGAAAAAGAAUUUGUUGAAUAUUUUAGUCCUUCUUUAGUUUAUAGAUUUUUUGAUGGGAAAUCAAUGACUAUUACUAAUUCAGAUUUCAAAUGCUUAUAUAACCAUGAAUGGAUCAAUGAUUCAUUGAUUGAUUUUUUUUUAAAAUUCAGCGUUGAUGAUUCUAUAAGGAAAAAUUUAAUCAACAAAGAGGAAAUUCAUACAUUAUCUACUUUUUUUUUUUCAAAGUUGAUGAGCACUAACGAUGACAAUUAUUAUCAACAACUUAAAAGAUGGGUAUCUAAAAUUAACUUGUUUAGUUUUGAUUUUAUCUUAAUGCCUAUUAACGAAUCUUUACAUUGGUAUUGCACUCUUAUUGCGCAACUUCCACGACUUUUAAAAGGUGGUGAAGCUAAUAUAUAUGUUUUUGAUUCCUUAAAGCAUGAUCAUGAAAACAUUACUGAACCAAUAAAAUCUUUUCUUUCUCAGUAUGCAGAGUUUGAAUUAAAAAAAAGUAUUGAUUUAAAAAAAAUUAAAAUGAGAGUUGGUUGGGUUCCUAAACAAAAUAAUUUUAAUGAUUGUGGGGUUCAUGUUAUUUAUAAUGUAACUAAGUUUUUAGAGAACCAUACAAGAUGUAUAAAGAUAUGGAAUUCUGGGAAGAACGAGAUUUCAGUAAAGAAAAAAUUUUUUGAUAACAAAGAAAGAUCAUUGAUGAGAGAAAAACUUAGAUAUAUAUUGUUAGAACUAAGAGAUAAUCAAAAUAAUCCAUCGGCAGGAGAAAGCCCAAGUAUAUUAAAUCCAAAUCAAUACACUGAUUCAGAAACUGAUAAUGAUGUUGAAAUACUUGACUUUGAUCAAGUUGAAAAAAAGGAUUUGCCUGAUAAUAAAACAAAAUUUAAUGUUGACACCGAUUUAGUAGAUGACACUUUAAAGGAAGAAUUUAAACAGAAUGAUGAUUAUUCAGAUAAUAUAGAAAAUAAAGAAUCACAAGUUGAUGAUUCUUUUCAUUCUUCAGGUGAAAAUAAAAUCUUUAACAACGAUAAUAGUAAGCUUUUUAAGAGUUUAUAUCAUGGAAGUUCUAUCAGUAGCGAUGUUAGUGAUGUAAACAAUGAUGAAGUAGAUAAUUCAAGUCAAAAAAACAGCAAUCAAAAUCUGGACGAAAAUUCGGAAGUAAGUGAAGACUAUGUUCAUUUUUUAGGUGUUAAAUCUUUACCUAUUGCGAAGGUAGAAAAUGAAAAUGAAAAGAUAAUUAGUAUUAAUGAACUUAAGAAAAUAAAGGAUUUUCCAGCUUUUGAAAAUUCGAGUUUUAUUUCAGCUCAAAAUCAUCAAAACAACACAGUUGAACAACUAAAUACUAAGCUGAGUAUUCAUUCGAAUACUGAUGAAAGUUAUUAUAUUGACAUAGAUUUGGGAAAUGAAGCUGAUGAUGUUCAUAAGAAGUUGGAAAUUUACGAAAAUAAAUCUAAUGAAAUAACAGAGUAGGUAAAUUCUUUUUAAAUUUUUUUAGAAUCAUUUUUGGAUAAAGAGAGAUUGAGUUAUUUCCAAAAAAAAUUUAUUAAAUAUCACAAAAA
This is a messenger RNA of Ascoidea rubescens DSM 1968, 1599 nucleotides long. RefSeq names its product SUMO protease ULP2 (gene ULP2). Lineage: Eukaryota; Fungi; Ascomycota; Saccharomycetes; Ascoideales; Ascoideaceae. The record is from RefSeq and is a predicted model, not a curated record. Bases 365 to 1510 code for a protein of 381 amino acids. Gene Ontology annotation, molecular function: cysteine-type peptidase activity. Gene Ontology annotation, biological process: proteolysis. The transcript has a single exon.